This is a messenger RNA of Capronia coronata CBS 617.96, 1017 nucleotides long. RefSeq lists its product as uncharacterized. The record is from RefSeq and is a predicted model, not a curated record. The transcript has 2 exons. Lineage: Eukaryota; Fungi; Ascomycota; Eurotiomycetes; Chaetothyriales; Herpotrichiellaceae. Bases 1 to 1017 code for a protein of 338 amino acids. Gene Ontology annotation, cellular component: mitochondrion. Gene Ontology annotation, molecular function: GTPase activity; GTP binding.
AUGGGGACGUUCGUGCCUCGACCGGUCUACCCGCACCUGUCCUCGAUCCCGCGAUCCUAUUACCUAGGACACCAUGCCGCUGGACUGGCCAAGAUGAAGUCCAUUGUAGCGCAGAUUGACAUGGUCAUCGAAUGCCGCGAUUAUCGUACACCGAUUGUGUCCCGCAACCCCUUAUUCGAAGCCAACCUUGGUGAACGUCCAAGAUUGAUUGUCUAUACGAAACAAGACCUGGGAAGUAAUUCGUCGGCUGAAGACAAACAGAGAGAAGCUAUUGUCCGGAAAUGGGAUGCCCCGUCGACCUCGUUCUUCACCGAUGUGAAAUCUCGAUCUACCAUCAACAAGGUCCUCGACUUUGCGAGGGCGCACUCGAACGAGUCGACUUCCCUUUUCGGUACUCGUCUCAUGGUCGUCGGUAUGCCCAACGUCGGCAAGUCGUCUCUUCUCAACGCUCUGCGGAACGUCAGCCUGGGGAAACGGAAGGCUGCGAGAACAGGAGACCAGCCAGGCGUGACACGGAAGAUCGGGACCAGCGUCAAGAUCCUCGAAGGAGAAAACGGCAAGGAGGGAGUUUAUGUUCUCGAUACACCUGGUGUUUUCGUCCCAUACGUCCCCGACGCCGAGAGUAUGCUCAAACUCGCUUUGUGCGGGAGCGUUAAGGACACAAUCAUCCCUCCGACCACGAUCGCAGACUAUCUGCUCUUCCAUCUGAACUUGCGCGACGCGACGCUGUACGAGAUGUACUCCGAACCGACCAAUGACAUUUACGUCGUGCUAGAAGGUCUCGCAAGGAAACAAGGCCGGUUGAAGAAAGGAGGUCUUCCAGAUUUCGAAUCCUCAGCGCUGCAAUUCAUCCAGCGAUGGCGGAGUGGACAGAUGGGUCGAUUCGUGCUGGAUGAGGUAACAGAUGAUGCGCUUCUCCAACGAAGCGAACAGCUUAACUUGUACGGCGGAAGCAUGAACCAAGCCCGCAAAGCGGCAAAGCAGUUGCGCAAAGAAGCAUAUUUGGGUGGAGGUUGA